This is a messenger RNA of Protopterus annectens (West African lungfish), 11680 nucleotides long. It is a transcript of the gene GOLGA7B, whose product is annotated as golgin A7 family member B. Gene Ontology annotation, biological process: protein targeting to membrane; peptidyl-L-cysteine S-palmitoylation. The record is from RefSeq and is a predicted model, not a curated record. Gene Ontology annotation, cellular component: palmitoyltransferase complex. The transcript has 5 exons. Lineage: Eukaryota; Metazoa; Chordata; Ceratodontiformes; Protopteridae. The coding region runs from base 138 to 614 and encodes 158 amino acids.
GGGGGUAGACAGUUGGCAGGUGUGCUGAGCUGGCGAUGUGCGGCAAUUGCAAACUGAGCUAACAUUCGGUAGUCGCGCGCUGCAGAUCAGCACCAGCACCAGGGACAGCGACUCGAGCAGCCGCAGAAGCAGCAAUCAUGGCAACCGAGGUUCACAACUUGCAAGAACUGAGAAGAAGUGUUUCUUUGGCAAACAAGGUUUUUGUUCAACGGGACUACACAGAGGGCACCAUGUGUCAGUUUCAAACUAAAUUCCCACCAGAACUUGAAAGCCGGAUUGAAAAACAUCUUUUUGAAGAAACCAUAAAAACAUUGAACAGCUACUACAUUGAAGCAGAGAAAGUUGGCGGGAGGUCGUAUCUGGAGGGAUGUUUGGCCUGUGCCACAGCUUACAUCAUCUUCCUAUGCAUGGAAACCCGCUAUGAGAAGAUCCUGAAAAAAAUAUCAGCUUACAUAGAAGAACAGAAUGUGAAGAUAUAUGCUCCCAGAGGGCUACUCAUCACGGACCCAAUUGAGAGGGGAAUGAGAGUUAUUGAGAUCUCAAUCUAUGAGGACCGAUGUAGCAGUGGUAGCAGCAGUAGCGGUAGCACGACCAGCAGUAGUGGUGGCCGAUGACUCGCAGAGAAGCCUCGAGGUGAUUCCUACUGCAGGGAUGAUGGAUCGUCUGACGUCCGCAGGCUAAGAUAUCAGAGCACACGGUUCUAACAUGGACUCUCUGGGCAUUUCGAUAAAGUGGGGGUGGGAGAGGGAAACGCUCAUUUAUAUCUUGGAGUGAAUUAAUCUGCUGUUGCUUUGGAUAAUUUAGGACUUUGAAGAUUUAAUAUCUGCCACUGCUCUUAUCGGAACAGAUGGUGCUUCACAAAACAGUUUUCAGGUUUAAUUUGAUUUAGUUAACUUUUUAAAUCAUAACUAAAGCAGUUUCAGAUCCCUUGCUGGAAUUAAUAGCUUACCAGUUGACAACAACGAGGGAAAAUUUGUUUAAACUGGAAUAUUGAUCUAUUUCAACAGACACUGGCACCACGUACAAGGAGGCAACAGCACAUCAGAAAUGGAGGUGUCAGAUGGUAGAACCAACUUAAAAGGAUAAGUGAAGUACUUAUUGAAAAUAUUUCAGUUUUUCUACAUAAGUUUCACUCUAAAUUACACCAUCAUAGACACUUACACUGACAUACACACAUGCGCACACAGAGAGGCAGAGACAUGCAUUCAGGUGAUUACAGAUGCAUGCACAUGUGCAUGGAUGCUUGUACACACACAAUACAAUGCAAAUUGUCAAAGGAGUGCAGAUGCUUGCACACAAAAGACCCUAACAAAGCUUUUUAGAGAGUAAAACUUACCUAUUCAGCACAUGGCUGUAUUACUUAUAACUAUAAAAAUCACUCGUGAUUAAGUGGUUAUAUCUCUAAGAGCAAAAAGUAAAAAAAAACACUAGAUAUACCCUGCUUGUACUUUUGAAACCAUUUCACACAUGAUAAAAGAAAGUAAUUUUAAAGCUAGACUAAAGAAGAAGCAAUUAUCUUUGUUUCUUCUUCAUUAGCACCACCACCACAGUCAGAUGGCAAGGAACCAGCAGCACUUACACUUGUAAUAAUCACUUCUAACUUUUAUCUGCGUUUAUGCUGUAAUGCCUCCAUCUAUUGUUUACACUCAACAUUAUAUUUUUUAUGCAUUUAGCCUAUUGAGAAUAAUGGCCCAAAGUAGAAAACAGCAGAUUUUCACUUUCCCUUCUUUAUAUUUGCCUGCUUGUUGGAGACAAACAUCUGGCCGUUCUCUGAAAAGGCUUGUGGCACACGUAACACAAGGUGAUAAGACAUGAGUAAGUGACCAAGUGGUAGGACAGAACCUCGGGGCAGGGUUGGGUGGGUAUUUUUUAAAUCUGAUGGGAAGCUACUUUUCAUCAGAGGAUCUACAAGGUCAAAAGUCUGCUAACACCAUUUGGAAAGAAGCUGGUUAUUUCAUGGCAAUUACAUAAUUAUCUUAGAAAGGAAAACACGCACUUUCCUAAAACACCAAAAGUAUAUACUUGCAGUGGUCUAACUCAAAAGGAGUCACCUUUGCUAUGCAAUUAAUUAUUACUUGGAGACACCAGUUGGAGUACUUCAAGAAGACAUCCAAUGACUGACAUGUCUUGUUUGUUAUGAUUUAUAUACCCUUACUAAAAAGGGGGCUUCAUGUUUGGCUAAACAGUGGAAAUCAAACUGCUACCUAAAUAUUAUCUGUUCCAUAGACAGCUUAAGUUAUUCAAACUUGCUGCCACUAAGACAUUAGGAGCAGGUUCAUGAAAUUAUAUAUAAAAAUAAAUAACUCAAGUUCUUCAGCAAUUAGGCAUCUUUUAAUCUCUAAUAUAAAAUAAAACUCCGAUAAUUACUGAAUGCUGCCAUGCCAUAGCAUAACUGAGGUGAACUGCGUUUGCUUUCUAUUAAUAUAGAUGAAUAUGCACAGGCGCUUAAACAUGUAUAGAGUCUCCACAUCCUGACUUGAAUGGAGACAUUCAUCAACUGAAAAUUAGGGCCAUUAUGCGAUGAAUUUACUUAGUAAAGGUACAAAAUAUCUUUUUUAAAGUAAUUCUAAUGACUAAUACCAAAAAUCACCAUCUGGCCAUUGGUGAAGUAGAAUUUACCCACUCCCAGUGAAAUUUUCUUACUCAGGGACAACUUCUCAUUGGUGUAAACCAUGAUGCUUUGGAGUAAAUUCUGCUUCAUUCACGAUCACACAGAGAAUGUCAACAUAAUGUAUUUGGUGCACAAUAUUAGUGGAACAGGGCUAAGAAACAGUCGACAUUAUGCAUACAAGUCAGUUCUUUUCAUAACUAGGACAGUGCAUUAGAAAAGAGGUAUUAUAGUUGCACAAAAACAAAGGGAAAAUGUAGGAUUAAGAAAAAAGAAAUGACCACAGAAAGGAACUUUAAACAUUUUAAAUUAACUAGAACAAUUUUUUUUUCAUUUUCUGGUCAGCAGCAUACACUUUCACAUUUUGGAUUGUUUGACUUGAGCGAAAAUAUGACAGCUCAUGAAAAUGGAUGUUUUAGACCAGAUUAAUACAAAACAGUUUGUAAAUCAUAUUAUACUUAUUACUUCUAAAACAGCUGAUUCCCAUCAUUGGAUUAGAUAACCAUAUUUGCAUUAAACAGUUGACUGCACAUUAAAGAUCGGCUUGUUUGGAAGCAAGCAUGCAUAUUUUGAGAAAAAGAAAUAGCUGUAGUCCCUGACAGAGGGAGGGGAUAACGUGAUCAUUAUGGAAUCUCUAAAGGAAGUUUGAUAGUCGGUGGGGAGGGGGGUGGGCACAGAACCAAAAAUGUAAUUAAAAAAUGCAAAAUUUUCUUUUAAUGUUUUGUAUAAAAGAACUUUGCAUAAUAGACUAAGCAAUAAAAAAGAAUAUUGGCACCUGCAAUGAACCUGUGACCACGCGGCACUUCCUUUUUUUAAUAUUCUUCCACGUUAAAAAAUGGACACCUUUAUCAUGUUAUGACUAUAUAGCUGCAAUAAUCCAUGGCAUAGUGGUAUGGGUAAUGGUAGAAUUUAUUCCAUCUAAGCUAGAUCAUUGUGAUCUUUCGCUUCAUACUCAGGACCAAACCGUACAAGUUAGGAGUAAAUCCCACCGUAUUCCAUACACCUACCAUGGAUUAUAAAUAUCUAAAUGAUUAUGUAUUUUUUAACUCAAUGUAACAUUUAAUCAGAAGCCAACAAAUCUGGAGGGUGACACAUUAUAAAGGCUCAAUCAAUAAGUUGCAAGAUUCAAAGGAAGGCAAGCUUGAACAGAUAAAUAUGUAAUUUUCUUUUUGCUUAAUUUUGUAACAUCAUUUGGCCUCUAGGCAUCUCUUUGCUGAUUUUUAUUUACUUUGUUUCUGCUUCAUCAGUUAUCUAAAUUAAAUUAGAUAUUGGCAAUUUAAAAAUAUGUCGCAAUAUAAAGGGCCUAUUGCACUCUUGUUGGUUUGGCUAUAAAUCUGACAAAUAUAUCUGAAUAGUACUUAAAAAAAUUGGAAAUUAGCAGCUUCUUUCAAAUGGUUUGUUAGUGGGUUUUGUAGAACUGUACAUUAAAGUGCUUCUCUAUCAUAAAGUAAAACUUCUGAAAUAAUUUGUGGAUGCAGUGCAGUCUGUGUGUCAGUGAUGCGUGUGUGUUCUUUUUGCCGAUUGCUGAAGACAUCACAAUAGAAACAGACAGCUUGUGCCCCACUAUGUGUUACACAUUUGGUCUGCAUCACUGAAAUAUUAAGCCUAUUUUCUCAUUCAUUUGUGUCACAAACUUCUAAAAGAAAAUUAAAUUGAUGCAGAAUAGUUUGAAAAAAAAAAUAAGGCAAACCUUUUUGAUAAGAAUUAAUUUGACUUGACACUGCCACCAUGAGUUAAAAAAAGGAAAAGCCAGGUGCCAGUUAUUGCCAUAUCCGUAUGUAAUUGUGUAGGAUAAGUCGUCUCUGUAAUACUGUACAAAAAUGAUUUAAAAAGCCGUAUAGCAUUUUAAGUCACCAUUCAGCAAAUGUCUACAAAUAUUCUGCUCUGUUAAUAAGGAAUUAUACUGAUUUUCUUUUCUCUCUGUUAUCCUUCAACAUAAUCUAAGUUACAGGAUUUUGGCCACAUAUAAAAUCCUCAUAUACAGCUAGCACUUUUAAUUAUUUUUUUUGAAAAACAUUGUGUUGCGUUUUACAAUAUAAAACUAAAGCCACACUUGUCUGUUUCCAGUCUACAACCUUGUAACUUGAGAAGUCAAAGCAAAACUAAACUGUUUCAUGAAAACAGAUGAUUAAUAUUGAAUGGUAGAGCAGUUAGUGGAGUUGUCUUACAACUUGUGGUUCUUCAGUUCAAAUUUUUACUCGUCACACUUUACUGCAAACUCUGUAUGUGUUCCAGGUGUCUAUAUGGGUUGUUGCCUUGUUUCCUCCUGUUCACAAAGACAUGGGUAUGUUGAACUGGCAAUCGUGUAUAUUGCCAUCAGGUGUCUGUUGAUACAUAUGUAGUCUGAAAGUCAGUGUUUCUGGGUAUGGCAGUGGGUUGGUACCUUAUUCAGGAUCAUUUCCUAUGCUUAGCCUGCACAGAGAUCUUGGACAAGUUCUGUCCCCCUAUGACUGGGCAGUGGAUUAAGUGGGUAAAUGAAUGAAUGAAUCAACAAAUGAUGAUCAGUGUUGAGAUAUUUACACGCCUGAAUCAUAAAAUAAAACAAUAGAUGCAAAUGCAGUUUCAAAAUAGACUGCAAAAUACAUUUACUCAGUCAGCAUCUAAACACACAUAAGUACCUACUUUUGCUAAAAAGUAUAUCUAUGUAAUGGUAAACUGUCUUAUUGACUAGUAAAUGGGAGUUGCCUUACAGUCCCUUUUCACUUGUUUGGAAAGCCAUGUGGAUGUGCAAACCUUAUGUGUAAUACAGCAGAAAGAGCUAAGUUUAAACAAGAAGUGAUUUUAAAAUGGUUUCAUUUUAUGCUUCUGCACUCAGCUGUGAAUAACCCUGUUUCCCUUUAUAUUGUUUUUAACAGUCUGGCGGGUGCUGACAACCUUAGACUGUUGGGUUUGUAAACUUGCUGUGAUUGCUGUGCAGCGUCCUCUAUUGUGAGUCUCUUCCUAUUUUGUCACUUGAUCUAAUCAAUGUGGAAACAAAUGAUGAAACUUACCUCAUAAUACUGAAAGUCCAGUGUUUACUCUUAAACUAAAGCUUAGUUUUUCUUCCAUGUCAGUGAAAAACGGUUGAUUAUAGUGGAAUGUGCAUUUAUUUUUUUAUUGAUUCUAUUUAAAUUUUGACUAGGUUUCAUAUGGUGAAUGAUUUUUAAGUUACUGUUGCAUGAUAUUUUACAGGGUAGAACAAACUGUUUUGUAUUUGUGUCAGGUUCUGUAUUAAGCAGUUUGUCAACAUAAACCACAGAACUAAACAACUGGAUUUUUAUUUAUUUUUUUUUUACUUGACUGCAAAUGUGAUUUAUAGCCACUGACAUUCAUAACUUAUUUUCUUUAUAUAAAUAUGCAUCUGUAUUACAUUGUACUUGUCUAGCUAUGUAACAAAAUGUCUCACCCUAUGAUGCUCAUCACUGAAGGAAAAUAUAGUGGCUCCUUACUGAAAUGUUGGCAUUCAUAACUCUGACUGCUGGCAAACUGACAAAAAAGAUGGAAGGAUUGCUGACACACUGACAGAAAGGAUGGAACAUACAGGACCAGAAGGAAGAUCAAAAAUUGCUCUUCUCCAUUAAAAUUAUUUUUUGCAGGUGGCAACACCAAGACCACCAUACCUCAGAGAAAUGGUAAUAUUCUGAGAAAUGGCCAUCUUGGACUUAUAAGACUCACUAAAGUGUGUCCCAGUAUUUCAAGUGGUUACCAAUAUAAUGUUUUGCCAAAGUACAAAUUGUAUAUUUUUCAUGUGCUGAGUCUGUAACACCUCAGUUAAGCAUUAAGGUACACACAACUUUGUAAAGGAAUGCUAGUCAUCAUCUGGAGUUCUACAAAGCCAGAUGGUUUAACCACAGUAAACAAUUAACACAGCUGCUGGAUGUACUUGGCGAGCAGUUACAAAAAGGUUCAUUGAUAACACAACAGUUCAUUUACUUACAACUUUACAUGCUAAACCAAACUAACAUACAACAGUUUCUUGUUAAGGCAAACCUUAAUGAAAGCCAAAAUAUGUGAGACAUUAGUUGGUCUAUUUUUUGAGAACAGUGCUAUACUAAGAUUUUAGCCAAAAUUUUUACCUGGCCAAGAACAUUGAAUAAGUAAGUAGCUUAAGGAGUCCAAUAAACUAUCCAGUCCAAGGAUUAUAAAGAAAAGGCACUACAAAGUCAGAUAGGGAAAGUGUUUAUUCAAACUCUCAUGAUAGUCUUUAAGAAAAAGAAAAAUCCUCAAAUGUUUGAUUCAGUUCUGGACAUUUGUAUUCCUUUUUUUCCAUUCAUUAUGAGAAUUGAUUAAACCCGAGCAAAAGCCUAACUUAUGCAAGAUGACCCUUUUAGAUACAGAAAGUUUCUUCCAAAAGUGAUAAAAAAUUUAAUCUAUUUCAUAAAAGAAUGCACUACUAAAAUUCUGUUAUGGAACUUGAUUGUUCCUUCUAAAACAAAUUUCAAAUGUGAUACUUAACAUUCAGUCAGAUACACAUUUGUCUGCGACAUGCAUGUCUUUAAGAAAUCUUUAAAAAUCAGUUUAUAUAGAGACUACGACUGGACUAUACAGCCUUAUGAGUGGAGAAAUUAAUCUGAAAUAUAUUUAUAUACAUAAUCUAAUUAUAUUACUGCAUACAGACAUUUUAUCCAGUUUUGUAUUUUUCUUAACCACACACACACACAGUCAAGAGAAGGAGAAUACAGUCAUGUAUAGAUUCAUAGAUUAGUACUAGGCUAACUGUCCUCAGGGACCAUUUUAAGCCUAGCCAAUUACCCCAUGUGAGAAUCAAACGCUGCACCUUGUGUUUCUAAGGUAAGCACCUUAACCAUUACGCCAACCAGUCAUGCAAAGUCUGGUCAGAUAUAUUGGUAUAUAAAUAUCCAGCCAUCAUAAGCUUGAACAAAUACUUUAAAAGAUGGUCAAAACUGUAACCCAACCAAAAUGUAUCCAUUAUAACUAUGCAACACUGUUAAGCUAAAUAGAUUUUCAGAAAAAGCAAAACCAUGAUCAGUUACCUUAUAUUUUCAUAUAAGCUGGUAUAUUAAAGGAAAUGCCAGCUCUUAACUCCUUUCUUCAGUUGUAUUACAUUAAUAACGGCCUCUUACAAAUACAGAAAACCUAUGUCAAAAAUGGAAAUAAGGUACCAGGUUCAUCCCUUGCAAAUGACUUCAAUUUCAUACCCAUGAGACUUAGAAUUACCAUCAGCCUAACUUCUUUAAUCAUACAAAUCUAACACCAGCAGAACUGUUAGAUGUCCAAACUAAUGACUACAGAAGCCAACGUAACCUUUAAAGAAUCUUGCAAAAUCCCUUCUUAGCAUAACUCUUAGAUUUUCUAAAAAUGGUGUUACUUAAUGAGCUUGUACUCAAGCUUUGAGCACUUGACUGAUAUUUUUUGCUAUACCAUAUAUUCUUUUCAGUUGAAUUUUACCCCAUUAAUUACUAUAUUCGAUUUUAAUGUCCACUUCAUGUUUGUGUCUCUGUUUUUUCUCUUUCCCCUUGUUUUUUCCUUUCAUAAUUUCAUUAUGUCCACAACCCAUUCUAACAACUACUUUAUCCUACCUUAUUAUGUUUAACUCAUUUUAUUAUACUGUUUUAGACGAAUAAAUGUUUUUUUCCAAUAUCAUCCAAGUUGUAUAUUUAAUUACACUGUUAACAUAUUAAUAUGCCUCAUGCUUGUAAAUUAGUCUUUUGUAUAUUUGUGUUCACACUAUGCUAGUAAUCAUCUAUUAUUUUGCAAUAUCUAUGUGGUUGUUUUAUUUUUCAUUACUUCACUGUGUUAUCCUUCCCAGGUCCCUUCCCUAAAAAAAACACCUUUGCCAGAGGGGGUCAACCUGGUAAACAACAUAUAAAUAUGCAUGUGUGUGAUGUAUAACUGUAUAUGUACAUACAUAAACACACGUUUAAAAUACUAUAAUACCUUUGAGUCGACAACCUGUUCUGACAAUGAAUUCCAUCUGUCCAAAAUUUCUGUAGCAAUGUAUUUCCUUAUACCUAAAUUAGAUUUCAAAUAUCUUCUUGAUUUUAUUUUGUCAUCUUUUGCCUGCCCCAUAGUUUCUUGCUGUUUUUAUUGUAAUAACACUUAUUCUUUCUUCCAACAUAUCUGUAUCAUGUGCCUUCUGGCUGUACUCAUUUGGACUGAACAAAUGUCAGCCUCUUUUUACCUUUCCUCAAAGGCAAACUUGUUCAAUCAUCCUUAUUUUACUUCUCAGCCUUUUUUAUCCUGUUUCAUUCAUGCAAAUUUCCUUUUAUCUGCAGGAAUUCCAGAAGUGAGCACUGUACAUCAGCUGCACAGAACACCCUAACUCAAUCUGCAUUCAUCACUCAGGAAUGCCAUUCCAAAAUUUAUUUUGCUAUGUUUUUGUCUCACUGUGCCUUCUUAGUUAUGUUACCAUUAGUGAUGACUCCCAAAUCCUUUUCACAGUUAGCAUAAUUUAGUGUCACCCCUACCAACAAUGUAUUCCACUCUGUUAAUACACUUCAGCUCUAACACCUUACAUUUUGAUAUGUUAAAAUUAAUUUUCCAUUGUCUUGUAUUAAUUACCUGUUCUAAUAUCUCUUUUAAUGCUAAUUCUCAUCAGUCACCGCACUCACUGCCUUAGCGAUAUCUACAAAAUUAUCAAUCCAUUGCUCCACCCCAUUACUGAGCUCAGACGUAAAUACACUGAACAGUGCAAGUCAAAAAUAUCACUUGCAAAACAAUCCUGGUUCAUAGGUAAGUACAAAGCUAACUGCCCUUGUGGGACAUUUUAGGCCUAUACUGUUUUCCUUUUGGAAAAAAAUCCUUUUUUAUUUUUUGUCACUAUUUUCAUGGUCUUCAGAAAUUACUUUGCCAUUCUCAGUUAUUAAUUAAUAGUGGUGUAUGUCUUUGUAAUUAAUUAUGUUUUGGAUUGUGCCAUUCAAAGGUGACUAGUACAAGUAACAAUUCAUUAAAAUACCUCUAACUUUGUCAGACAAAUUUUGUUUCAAAAUCACAUUAUUUUCUGCAAUUUGCUUUACGCCUACAGUGAUACUUGCAAAUUUAGUUUAGCAUGAAGAAGGGACUUUCUAGCUUUCAUUUCUUUUGUAUAUAGAAUAAUAAUUAAUAAAAAUAAAAGUGUGAUGGAAUUCUCAUUCAAUGAGCUCCCUUUUGAGAAGGUAUGAUAUACAUUCGUCACCUUUACAGACUGCACAUAUUUUCAGUGAUAUCUUGUAGUGUUGUUACACAUUAGGGCAUUCAUAAAGCAUUUGAGAUCUUGGAUUUAUUCUUUAUAAUGCACUGAAAUUCAAUGACCAAGUGAUGACUGUGUUUUGAAUCAUCACAUUUUGUCUCCUGCACGUGUUCCACAUUAAACAUUUCAUCUGUCAGCACUACUCUUUUGGAAUGCUAUUUUUACCAUCAUUCAUAAACUAGUUCACUUUCAUAUUACUCAUCAUUCAUAAACUAGUUCACUUUCAUAUUACUCAUCAUUCAUAAACUAGUUCACUUUCAUAUUACUCAUCAUUCAUAAACUAGUUCACUUUCAUAUUACUCAUCAUUCAUAAACUAGUUCACUUUCAUAUUGCUUAAUGUAAUAUUCUGUAACUGAGGCUGUCAAAUGUUGGUACUGAACAUCUGCAGUGAGACUAAAACUUGGCAGUCAGGAACAAGUGUAAUCCAUGUAGGUCCCAGGGCAUGUUACCCGGGACCUGUAUGGAUUACACUUGUACACUGCAAUGAGAUCCAUCUUCCAGCCUAUAAUAUGCGGACAUAUUCAAUCCAUCAUGAUCAUUCCUUCUAGUGUUAAGGAUCUGUAGGUUCUCUGCAGUUACUACCUUCCUGGAUUCAGCCAAAUCACUCCAAGGCCUUUCCUGGGAAUUGCUGGACUACUACCUGUUCAGUAUAGUAUAUCAUUAUCCAAGGCAGAAUGAGACAGUCCACUUUAAUUUUUAAAAAAAUCUACAUCUAGAAAAUUGUCUUAGCAUCCUUUGUUUGUUCACUUUAAAUUGGACUAAACUAAAUGUUGCUUUUAACUGUGUGUUUUUCACUAACUAAUGUAAUUAUUUUAAAGUGCUUAUGGUAAAACAAUUAAAAAUACAUUAAAAUUCCUUUCAUUUAUAGGAGAGACACAUUUUUUUUGUUUCCUUUUUUCUUGGAUAAAAUGGAAGAUGACAAAAACAACUUAAUUUGGUACAUGUAUAGCUGGAUAAUUUCUAGUGUUCAUUUCCUAUAUUUGUGAGACAUUAGGUAAUUUAUAUUAAAAUUAUCUAUUUUUAGUUUUCUAAAGAUAGUUUCAGCUUGCAAAAAUAAUUUGGUUGAACAUAUCUGUUUCAGGAAAAGUCAUGAGAAAAGGAGGCAGACUGUCAUCACUUAUAAACGCAUCAGACUAGUGACUUAUGACUAAUUGUCUUACAAUCUGAACAGCAGAGGUAUAUACAUUGUCUAAUUAAAAAACUGUCAUCAUGAUCUGUGAUGAUCUGUGUUGCUUUUGCAGCACUAUUGCUCGCUUUUUGUCACAUUUGGUAUGAUUUUUUUUUUACUUUGUUUUUUGGCGAUCUGAUAUUUGGUAAGAGUUGUGGGUAAAAUAAUUUUAUUAAUUUAUAAUUAAUGAUGACUAAUGGUUAAUCAUUCGUUUAAUUAUAAAUGUAUUUAGUUUAUGAAACACUAUUUUUGUGAUCUGCAUAAUAUACACAAAUUUCCAUGACUACAUUAAAGAUAUAAAUUGCAAUUUGACAUAUUAAUGAAUAAAUCUGUGAUGAGAAAACCCAAUUUAGCUGUAAACCAGCAACAGCCAAUAGUAAACAUGUCAAUAAACUGCAGUCAAUAAUAAAUAUUUUGUCAUUUACAGAAACUAAAGCUUCUUUAACACAGAUAUAUUCUUGUUACCUCAUUUUAACAUUUCUAGAGUACUUUUGUUGGUUGUGUUGCUGUUCCAAACUUAAAUUACGUUUAAAGAUUGUUUUCUGAUAUUUUAAGUAUAAUUAAUGUUUAUGUCUGUGGACAGUACAGCUUGUUCUCAUAUAUUUUUAUAAAUAUCGAUGGUAUGCAUUUCUUAUGUUAGAAUAAUAUAUUGUUAUAUCAGACAUGUACAGUACUUCAUGAAAAUAUGUUUUAUAUCCAUGAAUAAAUUAAAAUAAAUUAAGCUAUGAAAGGAAA